CAGUUGGGUAUGGAAGAAGAAAAUAAGACACUGGUGACUGAGUUUGUCCUCACAGGACUUACAGAUCUUCUGGGGUGGCAGGUCCCCCUGUUCCUGGUAUUCUUGGUCAUCUACCUCACCACCAUGUUGGGCAACCUUGGACUGAUUUUUCUUAUCUGGAAGGACCCCCAUCUUCACACCCCCAUGUACUUAUUCCUGGGCAGUUUAGCCUUUGCAGAUGCUUGUUCUUCAUCCUCUGUGACUCCCAAGAUGCUUAUAAAUUUUUUAUCAAAUAGUCAUUUGAUACCUCUCUCUGACUGUAUGGCCCAGUUUUAUUUUUUUGGUUUCAGUGCCACCACAGAAUGUUUCCUCCUGGUGGUGAUGGCCUAUGACCGCUAUGUAGCCAUAUGCAACCCCUUGCUUUAUCCAGUGGUGUUAUCUACUAGACUCUGCAUUCAGUUUAUAGGUGUUUCAUAUUUCACUGGUUUUCUACAUUCAGCAAUUCACAUAGGAUUUUUAUUUAGAUUAAGUUUCUGCAGGUCCAACAUAAUACAUCAUUUCUACUGCGAAAUUUUACAAGUCUUCAAAAUUUCUUGCACUGAUCCUACAGUUAAUAUACUUUUGGUUUUCAUCUUUUCAGCCUUUAUACAAGUCUUCACUUUUAUAGCCAUAAUAGUCUCUUAUACUGGUGUCCUAUUUGCCAUCCUGAAAAAUAAGUCUGAAAAGGGCAGGAGCAAAACCUUUACCACGUGCAGUGCCCACCUGCUCUCUGUUUCCUUGUUCUAUGGAACUCUCUUCUUCAUGUAUGUGCGUCCUGCGUCUGGUCCCUCUGAAGGUCAUGGCAAAAUAUAUUCUUUAUUUUACACAAUAAUAAUUCCUUUACUAAAUCCUUUUAUUUAUAGCCUGAGGAACAAAGAGGUUAUACGUGCCUUGAGAAGAAAAUUGAAGAAAUAA
This is a messenger RNA of Phacochoerus africanus (Common warthog), 933 nucleotides long. Its product is annotated as olfactory receptor 5AC1-like. The record is from RefSeq and is a predicted model, not a curated record. Bases 10 to 933 code for a protein of 307 amino acids. Gene Ontology annotation, molecular function: olfactory receptor activity; G protein-coupled receptor activity; odorant binding. The transcript has a single exon. Gene Ontology annotation, biological process: G protein-coupled receptor signaling pathway; sensory perception of smell. Gene Ontology annotation, cellular component: membrane. Lineage: Eukaryota; Metazoa; Chordata; Mammalia; Artiodactyla; Suidae.